Molecule: messenger RNA, 2624 nt
Organism: Tachysurus vachellii
Lineage: Eukaryota; Metazoa; Chordata; Actinopteri; Siluriformes; Bagridae
Gene: tmem214
Product: transmembrane protein 214
Exons: 17
Coding region: 157-2238 (693 amino acids)
Cellular component (GO): endoplasmic reticulum; Golgi apparatus
Source: RefSeq, a predicted model, not a curated record
GCAGACGUGGCAUAAAUUCGGUUUAAAGUCGCAGCUGUAGCCGAAUGCUGAUCUGCGACCAUUAUUCUGUAAACGAGCUCAAGGACAAUUAAACAAAAACAAAACAAAAAACCUUUGGAAUACGAGCGUUUCCUGCUGUUUAGACGCUAAAUAACCAUGGCUUCGUCUGCGAAUAAUAACGGUUCUGUUGGUAAAUGGGAGGUGGUGAAAAGAGGCAAGAAACAGAACAGCGCUGCUGCUAAGAGUCAAGUCGACAAGAAGUCCAGAAAAACUUUGGGCGAGUCUAAUUCUCCAAAACUUCACAUGUACCCACCCGACAUAAAGAUGUCGGAGACAAUAUUUGAGGGUUUCGAGAAGAUCGGAAAGAAGCAGAACAAGGAACAGGUUCCUCCCCCAGCUGAGACUCAGCAGAAAAAGGUCAACGUACCAAAGCAGACAAAGAAAUCCCAGUCCAACAGCAGCUCAAAACCGACAAACUAUAAAACGUUGGAGGAAGCUGUCAAAGCUCUGGACUUAGUGGAGUUGAAGCAACAGCUGGAGAAAAGUCAACUCAUGUUUCCUGAGAAUCCAUGUGUCUGGGUGAAGGAUCUGGCUGGGUAUCUCAACAGCAAACUGCUUGCACCUGACCCAGAUCCCACGCUCAGCAGCUAUGCUCACGAUUACCCAUACUGCCUCGCUGGAAAGGAUUUGCGUGGCAUAAUUAAGAAUAUGUUGGGGAAAAGCGGUGACGCACUGCAAGAAUUCUUUGAUCACUGUGUGUUCACUAUGCUCCGGGAGUUGGAUAGACCCACAGGUGACCCACUGCAUGGCUACAGGAUGUGCAUCCAAGCGAUCAUGAUGAGCAAACCCAAAAUAGCCAUGCUCAGCCUGCCUGAACACUUGGAGCUGCUGCGCUCACACCAGAACCGUCCAGCCAAGUGUCUGAGCAUUAUGUGGGCUCUUGGACAAGCUGGCUUCUACGACCUUGCCCAAGGCAUAAAAGUUUGGCUGGGCAUCAUGCUCCCUGUUCUAGGAGUGAAAACUCUGUCUGCUUAUGCCAUUGCUUACCUAGAGAGACUGCUCACGCUUCAUGCCAAUUUGUCUAAAGGGUUUGGCGUAAUGGGCCCAAAAGAGUUCUUCCCUCUGCUGGAUUUUGCCUACAUGCCCAAAAAUGCCCUGUCACAAAGCUUGCAGGAACAGUUGAGGAGGCUCUACCCACGGUUGAAGGUUCUAGCAUUUGGAGCGAAACCGGAAUCUACAUUGCAUACGUACUUCCCUUCCUUUCUCUCCAGAGCCACGACCAAUUGUCCUGAUAGCAUGAAGAAAGAGUUGCUGAGCAGCCUGACCGAGUGCCUUUGUGUGGAUGCACAGAGUUUGGGUGUAUGGAGGCAGCUUUACACCAAACACCUAACCCAAUCCAGCCUCUUGUUGAAUCAUCUGCUCAGUUUAUGGAGCACGCUCCCACCAAAGUUGCGAAAUAGCCUUCAGGAAACAAUCCAGUCUUUCAGAGUGACCAACGAAGAGAUUAGAUCCACAGCUAACUUGAAUGAUGUGAAGGAAUGCAAUGCUGUCUGCAGUACUCUGCAAAUGAAAAUUCGCUCUCAAGGCUUCCCGUGGUCGAAGGCACUGAUGGUGCUGUUGGUGUUUGUUGCUGGUUUUAUUGCUCACGAUGUGAGGUCACAUGGCACCUUUGCCGACUCCACCACUGCACUGUACCUGCAGAAGAGCGGCGUCACUGCCGUGUCCCAGCAAGUCUGGAGAAAAGGGUCCCAUUGCAGCCAGCAGGGCAUCAACUGGUUAGCUGGAACCUUGCCGCAUUAUUACUCUCUGGCUGUGGAGGCAGUGGGUCCGUUUUUGGAAGCCAUUUUCGAGAAGCUGAAGAUGGCUUCAGUUUUAAUUGCACAGAAGAGUUCUGAAUUGAUGCUGUGGUUGCAGGAGAGCACACCACUGCUCAUAGAAUGGAUCAAUGCCAACACCCCAGAGAGUGUUUUCCAGUUUUUGGAAUUUGUAAAGGAGCUGCUGCUGUUUGUGCAUCAGAACUAUAUCUUACCUGGCCUGCAGUACGUUGUUACGGCACUCCAGCAUCUGUGGCAGUCACUGCAGGACUCCUGCAAUGGUGAAGUAUCACUACACUGCAUGCAGAACCAUGUAGUGGCAUUCACUAACAGUACAUGGAUUUACUUGCAAGAUACAACAACUGCCAUCGGGAGCUGGGCCCAAGAGCUGCUGACCAAGGUGUUCUACUUGAUUACCUCUUAAUGUGAUCUGGAAAGCUCUAUUGAAGACCCCAAGUUGUACAUCUUCCUCGCCACAGUACAGACUUGUGUAAUAUAUAAAACACCACAGAACCUUGGAGCUCCUUCUGCUAAGAUUUCAAGAAUCAAAUUCUACAUUUGGUGUAAAGUUUCAAGUCUAUCGGCUAUAGCUGUGUAGUACACCAUAAUGUUCUAAUGUCAAAAGUUUAUAAUGAACAGUUUAACACUGUGUAAUAAGCAGUCAGCUGUGUCAGGUUAAAGACAGAUCAGUAUUCGAUUAAAGCCUGGAUUACAUCACAGAAUGUGGAAAAGAGAAAUAUUAUAAAUGUGAUGAACUAAUUUUGUUGCUUUGUAUGAAUGGUUUAUAAAUAAAACCUGUGCUGCCCUGCC